Messenger RNA from Amphibalanus amphitrite, 4246 nucleotides. RefSeq lists its product as uncharacterized. Bases 1 to 2745 code for a protein of 914 amino acids. Gene Ontology annotation, biological process: proteolysis. Gene Ontology annotation, molecular function: metalloendopeptidase activity; zinc ion binding. NCBI's taxonomy places the organism in Eukaryota, Metazoa, Arthropoda, Thecostraca, Balanomorpha, Balanidae. The transcript is spliced from 3 exons. The record is from RefSeq and is a predicted model, not a curated record.
AUGGCCGGCGCCAGCCUCCCAGAAACGGGCCCGGAGCCGCGGCGGUCGGGGCCGCCGCCAGCGCUGCAGGGCACCUGCGUCCACAGCCGGUCUCCAACGGUGGACAACAGUGGAAGGUGGACUGUGGUGGACAGCGCGGUGGAGACAGUGCCAGAGGGGGUCUCACGAGUGCCGCGAGUGCCCGCCGGAGUGUCGGAUUCCGAGUGGAGAGGAGUGACUGGAGGAGUGUUCGGAGUGUCACAGGGAGUGUCGAGAGUGCCGCCUAGCGAUAGAUGGAGACCGAUCAUCCCUCCAGGAACUCGGGACCUGGCUGUAACAUCACGAGAAGUCGCAUCCAAUGGCCCUGAGCUGGUCUCAGCAGAAACAUCACACAAAAACACCUCGAAGAGCACGCAAACAUCAGAAGAAGUCCACGAUCCUGACAGCGACAUGAGUGACGUCGAUGACAUCGACGCCCCAGAAGAAGACGUCGAAAUCCUCGACAGCACGCCGAUAACCUCCGCCACAAUGGCGAGGAUUCAAAAAUCCCUCAUCUAUGCUUCCUCUCAUGGUGAUCAAGGAACCCCUUCAGACGUCAUCAGUUCCCUAAAUGACGUCAUAUCCAGUGGACACUCCAAGUCCUCCAUCGUCCCCGGUCCCACACCUUUUCCAGUAUACGACCGUCGCUUUACCGGCAGUCGAGCGCUCUUUCCACAAAGACGACGCCGUCCAACGAGACUCCGCCUCUGGCCUAACGGUGUCAUUCCCUACAGCAUAUCCUCCAACUACAGCUCCUCGGAGCGGGAGCUCAUCAACAGGGUCUUCCGGCUCUUCGAAACCGUCACCUGCCUUCGCUUGGUGCCUCGAACUAGCGAGAAGGACUACGUGCGUAUCACUCCCACCGGUCGAUGUAGCGGAGAAGUGGGACGCCGCGGAGGACGCCAGAAGAUCAGCCUGCCACACUGGUGUCUCAGUUUCGGACACGCUGCACACGAGCUGAUGCACACAGCAGGGUUCUGGCACGAACAUCAGAGACCGGACCGGGAUCAGUUCGUCAGGGUGCUGUGGGACAACAUCAAGCCACGACAUCGUCGGGCCGACUACGGCCGGAGGGUCUGGGAGGAGCUCGGCGAGGGCAGCUGGCUGGGUCCGUACGACUUCCGCUCGAUCCUGCAUUACUCGGGACGCGGCUCGGCUGUGGAUAGCACCAAACCCACCAUGGUGGCCAGACAGGGUGGUGUCAAGCUGGGAGGCAACGGCAACCUCACGGACAUCGACAUCUGGAAGAUAAACACGCAGUACCACUGCUGGCAGCGUCGAGUGGCCAACUCUUUGUAUGAGUUUGGUGACAAUCGGCUGGGAGGACGGGAAGGCAGGCGGUUCGGCAGACUUGUGACGAAGGAGGAAAGCACGAGAAAUAGUCCGAAGGCGUCCUCAGAGCAAGGAGAAAAUAAUACAAAGAAGAUCUUGCAGACACAAGGGACAGCAACGUUCACGAGCAAGACAAAGUCCACAGAAGAGGUGCUGGGUGCCAUCAAGGAGUUGGUUGAAUACAGGAACAGGAAAACACCAACUGCUAAAGAGCAGAUCCUUGCCGAUAAUUCAGCUUCAAACGUCAAAGGAGGCGAAGCGAGCAUAAUUCCUAGUUCGAUAGCCCGACACGUUAAACCAGGGCCCAGCAAAGUGGAGGUGAUAGCUUCAAUAUUGCAAGGCAAGUCUAUUCAUUCAUCAAACUAUCACGUACCAGACACCUCAGAAAACAGAAAUAUUGAAGACGCUGGUAAAAACGGGGAGGCCUCGGUAAGACCAGAAGAUCAGCAUUUCACAUCUGAUCUGGAGGGCGCACAACACACAUCUCAAAGUGAUGAUCGAGAAACAACCGGGUCUGCGGCACCUUCCACUAGGCCAUCACACCGCCAACGAUAUGAAUUCAGAGCGCAAGGAUCUUCCAGCAGGACGGAAUCAUCACACUUAGACCUACAUUCAGUAGCGAAGCAUGUCUCUGUGUUAGGAAAUGAGGAAGCUACAGAUUCAUCACAACUAAAGGUUUCCAGAGGGCAUCCAAAUCCACACCAGGUCACGUCAGUACCGGAGAGUCAGAUCGCUGCGACACCUCCACCCACCCCUCUGACACGUCUCAGAGUAGUCGUCAAGCUGAAGGACCUGCUGAAACCCACGGCGACCUCACCAACAAGUACAACACCCCCUACGAGAACUGAAGCUACAGCAUCUCCUAGCGGCAGGCAGCGUGACUUCGACAGGGUGGUAAUUUCACUCACCGAUCUACAGAAGCUCAGGGCCAGCAGACAACAAGAUCGGGGAAGGAUUCUUCAGCAACAUCAGCAACAGCCAACUGAGCCACAGGCUCAACAGAACCAAAGAACAGUCGUGAGUUAUCAGCUACCUCAAUUGCCACAGCGUGAAAACAAUGAGGCUCGGGCGAGCCCCGGAAACUUCCAGAGAGCUCAAAGAAAGCUUCCGGAUAACAUUCAGUACAAUCAACCAGCCUCUUCUUCAUCCAGCUCCAGCAUCAACAAGAACAACCCGUUCGGUCACAUCGGAGGAUUCCGUAUCGGAGAUCGCUGGUUCUUUUCCAGAUCUCCAACCAGUCAACAGACUGAUGACGUCACUACUGAGCAAAGCGUCGGCAGAGAUGACAAUCCUUUCAGACACAUAGGAGGGUUCAAAGUCGGGAAUGAAUGGCAUUUUGUUAGGAAUCAUCGCCGAACAAAGCGAAGCUGGUUGCAAAGGAGGCAAAAAUUGUAAUUCCGUUCGACGAAUAGAUAAAUUCCUAACUAGCGUUCAGAGUUAAAUAUGACGCAACAUAUCAUUCAUUGUUCGAAGUACGUGUCGAAGCGGAAGGAGGGAAAGUGAGUGUAAACUGCACAAGGACAAAGGAACACGAAAGAACAAGUUGGAGGGCGAAACAAGUUCAACGUUGACAGCAAGCAUGUGGGUUGAAAGCUGAUAGGUAUUGUAUCCUUGAGUGAGACACGCUCAUUGAACUAGGUCGCGUUACAAUGUGGUAUGUGUGUUGUGUAAGGUGGGCAGGCGGCAAAAGAUCCCAUUUGAUGUAAGGAAUUCUCGGUGCCAAUGAACUUACCGGAUCUCGAUUUUGCUGAUGGUGAAUGCACGUAAAUAUUCGACCAGUGGUUACUGCCAAGCAAUGCAACCAAAAACGUUGUGAAUGCUCAGCCUGAAGUCAUGAUGAAUCAAGCACUGCCAUGCCAAAAAGUGUUUUGCGGCACGAAAUUCACAUUCCCGAAUUUCGCGCUGUGAACGCAGGUCGAUCUAUUUCACCGGCCCUCACGCAAUGAAGCCACCUGGCUAUGACAAGACACGUGUAUGUCAGCUCAAAACCACCUCAAAACACGGCCACUUCUUUUGUUUAAAUUCAUACCCAACAGCGACCUAGAUUGACAAGAUCAAAACGCGUGUCUGCCGUUAUUUAGUUCGAGUUCGGUCCCUGAAUCAUGCAGAAACACAAAGAAGUGUAUGUUUAUGCUAGAGAUGCUCCGUCGUUAUUCCUUUUAUGUGAUCGCGUGCCAUAUUGUUUGAAAUAUUACGGUGCUGUCGAGUGUCGAGGACUUUAUGCAUGAACCACAAUGUUUGUUGCAAUGAGCUUGUUAGAUAAUGCGGCUGCCUGAGUGCUAAUGUGAUGUAAGCCACAAAAGGCGUACAAUACUAUCAGCUUCCUGCUGAAACAAUGGCGUUACAAGUGUCGCGAAUCGAGCACGAAUUAAUUGUCCCAGUCUUUACUAAAGAAUGAUUCAAUGAAAUCUGCCACUGUUAGAAUUUAUGUAUUUCAUGAAGUGUGCCUAAAAAAAACUGGUUUUGAGCUGGCUCAAUUACGUGCAAAAAUGCCUCACGAUCAUGAACAUGCAUUGAUUCAUAUGGGUAUUAUGUAAACGCUCGUUAGUGGUAGCUUGAGCUUUAAGUUGCACUUGUCACGUAAUGAAACCGCAUCCAUUGACGCAUGAGCUGGUCUACGGAGUCCUCAUUCGAAAAAUAACUUUUAUUGUGGGCACGCGAUAAUUUUUGGUACUCGAAAUUUAGAGUGAGCUUGUUGCAUGUGCCUGUUACGCAAACAGUAUUGCCUGGUGAGGAUUUCGGUGCGUUUAACUGAAGACGAAAGUGAAACAUUGAUUUACAACGCAAAAUGCUGAUGGAAAAUAACAGUAGAAAUGUAAAUAUACCAUGUACGUAUAAAACGUUACUGUCGCAGUGCUUUCAUAUUACGUUGUUGAAUAAACUGCAUGAGUUCAAU